AUGGAGGAGGUUAAUGAUAAAACUAAAUCAUCUACAUUUAUUGAAGCUAAAAGAUUCUUUAAAAAUGCUGAAAAACUAAUGGAAACACCAUUAUACUGGACACAUUCAAAAUUUAAUGAUAAACAUGAAAUUGAUGAUAGAAAUGUUCAAAUAAAAGACACAUCUUCAGAAUUUUCUAUUAAAAUGGAUGUUUCAAAAUUUUCACCAAAUAAAUUAAAUGUUGACAUUCGGGGUAGAUGUCUUAUUGUAAAAGGAAAAUGUCAAGAAAAGGAUAAAAAUUCAAUAACAGUAAAAAAAACUUUUAUUCGUAGUUAUUCGCUACCUCAUAAUGUGAAAGUAGAAGAAAUUUCAAGUGAACUUUCUGAUGAAGGUGUCUUAACAAUACAUCAAAAAAAAAAUUGUGUUGAUAAUGAUAAUAUAAAAAUAAUUCCAAUAACAUUUUAA
Strongyloides ratti is the source of this 444-nucleotide messenger RNA. RefSeq names its product Protein lethal(2)essential for life. The transcript is spliced from 2 exons. Bases 1 to 444 code for a protein of 147 amino acids. The record is from RefSeq and is a predicted model, not a curated record. Gene Ontology annotation, molecular function: protein folding chaperone. Lineage: Eukaryota; Metazoa; Nematoda; Chromadorea; Rhabditida; Strongyloididae. Gene Ontology annotation, biological process: protein refolding; response to heat; IRE1-mediated unfolded protein response.